This is a messenger RNA of Anopheles darlingi, 1125 nucleotides long. It is a transcript of the gene Brms1, whose product is annotated as breast cancer metastasis-suppressor 1-like protein. Gene Ontology annotation, biological process: negative regulation of transcription by RNA polymerase II. Gene Ontology annotation, molecular function: histone deacetylase binding. The record is from RefSeq and is a predicted model, not a curated record. The coding region runs from base 108 to 818 and encodes 236 amino acids. Gene Ontology annotation, cellular component: Sin3-type complex. Lineage: Eukaryota; Metazoa; Arthropoda; Insecta; Diptera; Culicidae. The transcript is spliced from 3 exons.
AAAGGCUUCGGUCCGUGUUGUUGUUAUUCUGUGACGAAGAAAAGUGCGCUAAAUUGUGUGGAUUCUGCUCCAGAAAAUCGUCAAAAUUGCGUUAGCAGCCGUGCAUCAUGCCCCCCGUGAAGAACGAUGGUGAUAGCGAUGGAGACGGCGAUAUGUCGGGCGCGGAAUCGGAACACUCGGGCUCCAGCCACGGACAGGACCGCGAUUCCAGCGCGGAGGAAGCGGAUGAGCCCGAUUCCGAUGAUUCCUCGGAGAUGUCCGAAGGCGAAUGUGAUCGGAGGCGUACCGGCUGUCUCGAGAAUCUGACAAACCUGGAGAAACAGUUUGGUAUUCUGAAGGAGCAACUGUACAAGGAGCGCAUGAAUCAGGUGGACAAUCAGCUGCAGGAUGUGCGCGGUGGCCGAUCACAGGAGUACCUGCUACCGUUGCAGCGGCUCGCCGAUAACAUGAACAGCCGCAAGGAGGUGGCCGAGGUGCUGAAGAACUAUCGUAUCGAAAACAUUCAAAACAAGUACUCGGGCGAAAUGCAAUCCGCCUAUCAACACUUUGAUAGUGAAAAAAAUCUCGCCAUGGAUGUGAUCUACGAGGAGCUAACGGAUAAGAUACGGCGCCUCGAGGAAGAUCGCCACAACGUGGACAUCUCGUGGGCCGACUGGGGCACGAGCACGAAAACGGCGAAGGUGCGCGGACCGGGUCGCAAGAAGGCCGUCACCGUGUCCGGCCCCUACAUCGUGUAUAUGCUGCGCGAGGAGGAAAUUCUCGAGGACUGGACGUCCAUCCGGAAAGCAUUGAAGCGCUCGACGGCUGCCGCUACCUGAUAUUUAGUCUAAGGAAGCAAGGAAGGAACAAAGGUACGAUACGGCCAUGAUGGCGGGGAACCGAUGCCCCAACGUUGGCCACCGCUUGUGGUCGUUGUGGAUUUUUCUUAAUUUCAAUUAUGGAUAGCUUGGUGCUCGCUUUCCGUGACGAUGAUCUGAAGUGUGUGAAACCUUAUUUAACGCAUUUUUUUCGAAUCGACGCCAACGAUGCACUUCGAGACGAGUGAUAGUAAUUCCGUUUUAACGAUUAUCACUGCGCGAACAGCAGAAACAAAGACUUAGAAGCGAAGAAACGCCAAAACUACUA